Scomber scombrus (Atlantic mackerel) is the source of this 1127-nucleotide messenger RNA. RefSeq lists its product as uncharacterized. Lineage: Eukaryota; Metazoa; Chordata; Actinopteri; Scombriformes; Scombridae. Bases 117 to 752 code for a protein of 211 amino acids. The transcript has 6 exons. The record is from RefSeq and is a predicted model, not a curated record.
GUGUGUAUGGCCAAGCCCACUGUUACACAACAGGUCUCCCUGUUCGUUUCAAGAAGUUUUAGCUGGCAGGAUCCGUGAUAUUAGUGUCGCUCUCUGACUGCCUGCUGUCUCAAGCCAUGGCUGCACAGCUGGUAGUAGCUCUGCUGGCUGUCACCUCCCUGGGUGCUGCAUCUGAACUGGACUGCAAAGAACUGAUUAAGCCUCUGGUACUGGACAGCCACAGCCCUAUCUAUGGGAAGUGGGUGCUUCAUGUGGGGUCAUGGGACGAGCUGGGCCUGAAGAAUGACCUGGUGUCAGUGAACAGCUCCUGGGUGGAACUGUCGGAGUCUGCAGACAGUGGAGUCAUCAACAUCUACUGGGCCGACCGCCUAAAUGAAGAUAAGUGCCUCCAGGGUGUGGCUAAUGCCACCAUCUCAGGAAUCACCAGUCACACCACUUUAAAUAUCAAUGGCCACACUUCAUAUCAUGAUGGGAAAUACUACGAGACCUGCUCUAACUGCCUCCUGUCUGAAGACACCACCCUCCUCCCUGACGGAAAAUCAAAAGGACGGUACCUAUUCCUCUUCACACGAACUGGCAAACUGGAGCCAUCUGAACUAGAGACCUUCAAGAAGCAGGCAGAGUGUCUUAAUUUCUCCCCAGAGUACCACUUUGGAGGCGCAGAUUUGUGUCCAGAUGACAGGGAAACUUCUGCACCUGCUGUUGAGAAUACAGAGAAUGAUGAAACUGCUGCUCAGCCUCCUGCAGAGUAAAGCAGAGCACAGGCACAUCGUAGCCCCCGAACAGUCCAAACAAAUCCAGCUUAACAUAUACUAAAUAAAGUUAUAAUGUGAUCUGCAUGUGAUAUAAUCUUGUGUUGUGGAGAAACUUUUCAUUUGUUAUAAGUUUUAGCAAAGACAAUUAGAUGAUGAUGGUGCCGUGUCAUAUUAGAUCUGUGAGUAAUGGUUGGUGGUGGUAUUUGGUUGAAAUGUGCAGUCUUAUUACUGUGUAGGACAUGUGAAAUCCGAUUAGUAUUUGGUGCACUAGUGCCUGACAAAUGCACCUAAAUGCCUCUUUGUAUAAAAAAGUAGACAACUGUUGUCAACUGGUUGUAUGAGGUAAAUAAAGCAGCUUUCUUUCUCCCUCUG